Molecule: messenger RNA, 2228 nt
Organism: Amphimedon queenslandica
Lineage: Eukaryota; Metazoa; Porifera; Demospongiae; Haplosclerida; Niphatidae
Exons: 3
Coding region: 15-2024 (669 amino acids)
Biological process (GO): carbohydrate metabolic process
Source: RefSeq, a predicted model, not a curated record
UUACUAUUUUUAUCAUGUAUGCUGUGUUAACAUUGCUCCUUGUUCUGUCUUUCUCCUUCAGCAGCUUGCCCAGCAGCAAGAAAACUGAAGGAAGUCAUGGAACUAAUACUGCUCUGCCCAAUGCCACUACACGUGCGACAGAAGCUCUAGAUGGCUUGCUCUAUUAUUUCUGGGAGCAUGACCCCAAGGCAAAAAAAAUUGGUUUCUUUUUUUCUUGUGGUCAAAUAGGAGGUUGGGGUGGAAAUGAAGUAUGGACCCAAUGUAGCUGUAAUACGAGAGAUGCUUGUACUGAUUGUUAUCGCUGGUGGGAUGCUGUCUCUCUUGAAUCUAUUGCCACUUAUGGCAUUUACACUAAAUCUAACAGAAAUGCUACUGUCCCCAGCACUAUUUAUGCUCAUUCACCGUAUAAUGAAAAAUGGAAUGCUACAGCUAUUUGUACUUUCAUUGAUGAUUUUCUGUGGUAUGGUAUUGCUUACUUACGAGUAUAUGAAUGGCUCAAGGAACCAAUAUGGCUCAACCGCUCUCUCGGUAUAUACAAUUGGUCAUGGUUUUAUGGCUGGGAUGAUGACAGAGUAAAUGAAACGUCAACCAAUGAAACGUCAACCAAUACUAGCUGUGGUGGUGUUUGGUGGAAUAAUUGUGAAGACCAUCAUUUUAAAGACUCCAUCACUAUACUACAGAUGCUUCACUUCUCAUCAAAACUAGCUUAUCUUUUUCCUAAAAAUGAUACUUACUUGUUGAAGGCAGAAAAAGUAUGGAACUGGUUCUUCAGUUUUGAUGAUGGAUAUGGCUUAAUGACUGAAAAGUAUUUAGUAUCAACUGGUGCUGUUCCUGAAAACUGCUGUAAUUCUUCAUCAACUGAUCCGUUUGCUAAAUGUCACAAUUCAAGGAUACCAGGUACUUCAUAUAAUCAAGGACUACUGAUGAGUUCAUCAGCUUACCUGUACAGGAGGACUGGUAACAAGACCUAUCUACUAGUAGGAAUGAGAGCAUUAGAAGCUAUACUGACCAACUAUACUACCGACGAAGGUAUUCUUAUAGAUGAGCCUAGAGGCUAUCAAAACUAUCAAUAUGAUUGUUGGGGUUCUUCAUCAGAUCCUGGGGGUGACUGGUACUCAUUCCAAGGUAUAUUCAUGCUCCAUCUUGGAUAUUUUGUGGAGACGCUGAGGGAUAAUGGAAGCUUUUCUGAUGAUAUGUUAGAAAAAGUGACAGCAUUUAUACAGAAGACAAGUGAUUCUGCAUGGACAAAAUCAGUUGUAUGGCCUCCAUUUAACAAUACUUCUGAUGCCUGUAACACUGGUCCUCUUAAACCUGCUGUCAACUACCCAAAGUUUCACUGGUGGUGGGGAGAAAAUACAACUUCUCAAAUAAUUCCACCAGAUCCAAGUAUAUUCUUUCAUAAAAGUCAGUUACGCUGUGCUGGUAAUAAUACACAGCUAUGGGAAGGUUUAACUAAUGAUGAAAAUGUCUGUAAAGGGAAAUGCAUGGAGUACUCAAACUGCUCUAAAUACCUUUAUAGUUCCUAUCAAGAUGUUCCGGGCAUUGAUUGUUGGAUAUGGUCCUAUAAUCGUACUGAUCACUUAUGCCAUAAAAAUGACUAUGACUUCAGUGUUGGGAUAAAGAGACCUGUGGGCGCUUCUUGUUCCGGCCAUUGUAACAGUAGUACACCCAUCAAAACAGCAAGUGGUGGUGUGUGUUAUUGUGAUGCACAAUGUGAUAAGCACCUUGACUGUUGCCUUGAUUAUGUCGACCAAUGUCUACCUGAGGAUAAGCAAAUCCCGUCCUGCAAGGGAACAUGCAAUAAGAAUCAAGCUCUUCCUAUAAGAGGAGGUGGGUACUGCUGGUGUACAAUGGGAUGUAAUCCUUGGUAUACUGAUAACAACAGUAUCGGUAGUUGUUGCAAGGAUUAUGUGCAAGAAUGUCAACUGAUAACAAUUCCUCCUUGCCUUGAUGCAAGGACUCAGGGAUCUGCUGUCAAUCUGUUUAUUAGCCAUUUACGUGUGGAACAACUUUCACAAGGAUAACAAAAUGUUUUGAAAUACAAUGAAGCAUAUUAUUUGGAACUUGCUACAGUUGCAUAUUACAAUUGCUAGCUACAAUAUAGUUGUAGUAUUAGGCAACUGAGAUGCUGUAAUAUAAUAAUUUGAGAGCUAUACAAUUUAUUUCUCUUUGUAGUAAUCUACAUGUAUGUAAAUAAUAAUGCUUAGAUAUAAGAACAAGAAAAAUAG